This is a messenger RNA of Xylaria bambusicola, 2454 nucleotides long. RefSeq lists its product as uncharacterized. The record is from RefSeq and is a predicted model, not a curated record. NCBI's taxonomy places the organism in Eukaryota, Fungi, Ascomycota, Sordariomycetes, Xylariales, Xylariaceae. The transcript is spliced from 3 exons. Bases 137 to 1954 code for a protein of 605 amino acids.
CUGUAAUAGUAGGUAGGUAGGCAUCUCUACGUAAGUAAGUAAGUAAGUACCUAGUAAAACCUCCUGAUUCCCCAUGUCAGUAUCCCCCUCUAGUGUUCGGUAGUGUAUGUAGGUAUGCCCACUUGCUUCAUUGACGAUGGCGCCUCCACCCUUGACUUCGACCCGCAAGCAGCGCAUCUCCAGCGCAACCCUCUUCCACCCGACAUGGAUUGCACUUUUCAUUAUCGUGAUCUUUGUCGUCGUCGCUCUAAUUAGAUUUGACUCCGUGUUGCCCUCGUUUCUCUUCGCGCCGGGUCCCGAAUCUUUAUCGCCUCCUACAAACAUCACACCCACUAGCUACCAUGACGCCGCACCAUUUGUAUUUGAUUCCCUACACGGCCUAUUAAAACAAUGGCCCAACUCAUAUGCCCCGAAUGGACAUUCCAUUGUCGUAGGCACUGUGCCUCCUCAUACGCAACUCUUCCACGGCAAACAUGGCCCAGGCCUACCUGACAAACUUCCGUUCUUCGCUUUCGACGCAGAGAUGUCAUUGGGUAUUUUCGGCGCAACCGCGAGCUCUGUUAUUCACACGCUUGCCCCAACGCGUCCUCUACGCGUUAUCUACUUUGAUGGACAAUCCGCUACUCUGACCGAGACGGGCACCUUGGAUUCCCAGAUGGCCAUUCUCGGGGGCGAGGUGCCUUCUGUUCCCGUAUAUAACCACAUAUAUGACGAAGAUCAAAGAGCUUUGGACCUAUGUGCGUUAGUAGAUGAUCUGGGGAUUGACGGAGUCGUCAGGAUGAACGCUGGUUUUGAGAUACUCCUUUGCAAUUGGCCACGAUCCGGCGUUGAGCACCUCUUCGCAAGUAAUCUCACACUGCCGGGCAAUCGUGAGCGCGCAGUGGACAAGUCUUUACCGAACGACCCCAAUCGGCAGCCCCCUCUCGGUUUCGGAAACGCAUUCGGCGAACAGGGCUCGUUCGAGUGGUUGCGAAGUGCUACGUGGCACUACGGCAACUACGGUCAGGGCGGCCCGGCCUUUGGACGUGUGAAGCCGGAUCUUUGUACCAUGGUGUCGUUCUAUGACCCCGAACUCGCGAGUCUUAGUAGUUUACACCAUGGCCGCAUCAUCGGAAACCAGACAUUCCAGAAUGGCUGGGGCCUUCGGCGAGGUCACCGUCUUGUGGGAAUAUCCAGUCGCGAUGUCAAAGCAGUCAAAUCGAGAAUACGUGAGAACAUAGGCGGCUCAAAGUGUUCCGGCAUAGAAUGGGCCGUGCUAGCUGAGUCCAUUGUUGCCCAACAUAAAACUCGCCUGUUAGAUAUUGCAAAGACAAUCAGCAGCCCUCAACCAGCCUCGUUCAUUGUCACGAGAAUCCAUGAAUUGUCCCAUGCCAUCCUCUACGCCUAUUUAGAAUACCCUUUUGCCGCCAUAGGGCGUAGCGCCGCCGAGGUUGAGGCACUCACCGUCUCUCGAUGUUCGUCAGCUUACACAUCCAAGGUGAACCCAAGUGGGCUGUCUAAAUCCGAGAUGUUAUUAUAUCAUUCAAUUAAUGUCGUUUUGAAUCGACUAUGCUCUUUUGAAUGGGAUCUGCUCAAGUGGAGCGAGAAAUACACGACACAGCUCCUCGGCGAAAGCGACGAUAUCGAUCUGUCUCGGAUUCAAAAGGAGAUCGAAGACAAACAAAAACUUAUGAGUUCACUUCUAGCUUGGAUCGGAUGGGAUAACUGGACCCAGUGUGAGGCUCAGUGUUCCGUAGACCAGCUCUGUGCGAUCCCAACAUGGCCCGUUGUAUACGCACCUGGGUUUCCUCAAGGAGGCAUAUACGCCGUGAACAAUACGAGAACUUCGAUACAAGACUUAGCCGAAUUUUGGCGGCCAAAAUGCAUCAAUAGGACGGACUUCGACAGGGGAGGUGGGCGCGGCCGAGACCCCGAUCACCAAUUCCCUGAUAUCCCCUCAUAUAAUGAAGUAUGAGCCUGGUAAAUCAGGAUGGUUGAUGCCCUCCACACACGUCCCCUUUGGGCUCACAGGAGUAACACGCAUCUAUUCAUACAGCUCCAGCUCCAUUAAGUAUUUAUUGGCUGUCCUAGGCUAGGCAUAUGAGCUUCGUAUACUCGUCUACUGGAUAAUCUGCGGUCGUGUCGUCGCGGUCUAUACCGAGAAGAGUCGCAGGGAGACCAAGUAACAUUAUAUGGAAUGAUCUCAUGGCCUGCAGUAGAUUUGGUGAAGUGACCCAUAGAGAUUUCCUAGCCGCUCAAAGGGGCAUUGAGGUAUGUGUACGCUGGCGGCGGGCGAGGAGGGUAGAACAGGUUCAAGGUAGAUGUGGCGAUUUGGUGUAUGUCCUGGGGACCACGAUAGCAUAGAGUACGUAGGCAGAAGGAUCAGUAUAGGGGUUAAUAACCAUUGAUAUCUAACCCUCUAAGCUCUCAAAGGGGUUCGCAACCCGCUAUAUAUCGACCAUCUCUUUUCAUGAA